GGCUUCAGUCGAGUGGUCUUCGAUACAGAAUCGAGUAUAUAUAAGGCAUCGAUGCACACCGAAGAGUCAUACAAUCAAUUACCGAAUACCAGAAUGUUCCAGUUGAGAAGCAUCUAUUCUUUGCAGCAGAGCCUCAGAGUGGGUCCACUGAUCCUGCUGGUCCUGGCCCUGUUGGCUCUGACUCCUGGCUCGGACUCACGAUGGACGAAGCGACCCCGACGCACCACUAUUCCCUGGGGCAGCACCACCCCGAAGACCAGCCACCAUCAGCACGUCCAUCACUGGCCACCACUAUUGGCGCCACCGAAGCCACCAUCGCAGGUCCUUCCGGAAGUAGUUUACAAGCCACAGAGUAGUCCUCGGCUUAUAGAUAGCUUUGAUCAGCGAUCUCUGGACGGGCAGUACGAGUUUAGAUACCAACUGGACAAUGGUAAUACUCGCUACGAGCGGGCUUAUUGGCUUCCCGUGGGCAAGGAACUCGUCCUGGCCAAGAAAGGAUACUACUCUGUGCCCUUGCCCAACAGCCAGUACUCGACGGUGUUCUACACAGCCGAUCAUCGUGGCUACCAUGUGGAUACCCAUACCUUAUCCGCCGAACAGCCGAUGCUACCAAGGAACCUUGAAGUUCCCGGAGUUGCUCGCGAAAAGGAUCCAGAAACUAAGAAAACUUCAAUACCCGAACCGGAGCAUACCGAUCAGGAUCUGGAUGUGAAAGUCGAUGAGCAGGAGGAUCCAAAUGAGGAGAAGGACACAAGCUAUGUCUCCACAACUGAGCUAUAUGCUGAAACCGAAACCGAGCCAUCAACUUUGGCCAUCAACGACAUUUCGGCAACCGAGAAGGAUGAUGAAGAUGACGAUGUCUAUGAGGUUGAGGAUGAUGAUGAUGAUGAUGAUGAUGGAGGCGACUCAAAAUGAAAGGAUACAGCAGGAUAUGGCAUGGCGGAGUAGCAGGCAGCCGGGGAGUAGGGGAGGGGGGGAUUUGGAUCGAGGACAUGCACACACACACACUUGGCUGACUCCCAACUCGCUCCAGUUGCCGCAAAUCGAAUUGGAAACAAUUGUUGCAGUCAGCAGUCGGACACAGUUGAGUUGUCCUGUCGUUUCGGUUGCCAUUUCCCCCAACACUCAUGGUAAUAGACCUGGAAACAAUCCUGUCCGACCUGGCCAAGUCAGCUCCCAAGUUAAACGUCAUCUAUCUCUAUUGCUCGCUUGACAGGCUUCAUAUUUUCCAAGGCAGUGCCCCUUUUUGCCAGCCAU
Drosophila bipectinata is the source of this 1257-nucleotide messenger RNA. RefSeq lists its product as uncharacterized. NCBI's taxonomy places the organism in Eukaryota, Metazoa, Arthropoda, Insecta, Diptera, Drosophilidae. The record is from RefSeq and is a predicted model, not a curated record.